This is a messenger RNA of Aspergillus tanneri, 1509 nucleotides long. RefSeq names its product mismatch-specific DNA-glycosylase. The coding region runs from base 1 to 1509 and encodes 502 amino acids. The transcript is spliced from 4 exons. NCBI's taxonomy places the organism in Eukaryota, Fungi, Ascomycota, Eurotiomycetes, Eurotiales, Aspergillaceae. The record is from RefSeq and is a predicted model, not a curated record. Gene Ontology annotation, biological process: base-excision repair, AP site formation. Gene Ontology annotation, molecular function: mismatch base pair DNA N-glycosylase activity.
AUGGGAAGGCUAAUUAAAAACCACUGGGCCCGUCUGGUUAUUCUCACCGCUGCAUCGUAUCAAGUAGGCAGUGCCAUCGAGGGUUUCAUCUGGCCGAAAGUAUUCUGGGAUUUCAUGACCAAAAACCUCAACGGCGCCGUAAAGCCUAUCCCUGUGCUUCAGAUCCUCAACCUGCUCACGGGCUUACUUGGCCUCGCAUGGGAAUGGCCUCUGAAGUAUUUUGCCGGCACCAUGCCACACCGCAGCAUCGAAGUGCGACUUAUCCUAUACCCUCUCAGUGCGCUUCUUUCAGCGCUUCUCUAUCAAGGAACGGACGCCGCGAUCUAUUACUUGGUUGGGAUUGCUGUAUACUUCUGGGCAUACAGUGAGGGCGAGGUUGUAUGUGCAGAACCAUGGACUUUACCAAAGCGGAGGGCCUUCAAGGACGCAAUCGCCAUCUGGAGAGCAGAAAUGCCAUCUGCUUCUACCUACACUAUGCAGGAAGGAGACGACGACGUCCCCGUGAACAAACAGACCAGUUUCAACGGCCGACUGAACCAAUACUUCCACACGUCCAAGCAUAUCAGCAACAACAUCGCUGCUACCGUGACACAAGGUAUCAUCCUACCGUCUGAACCGAAGCGAAAACCAGAAUCAACAUCGUCGUCAGACCCAAGCAACAACGAUGAAUCACAUUCCGAACCAACUUCCAAACGAAGGAGAAAGGGCGUCCCAAAUCCUCUCCGUCCCACACGAGUCACCCGUUCUCAAUCGGACACGUCAUCACCAGUCACCACGCAACGUGAAUCACAAUCCCCUAUCACCCAGCCAUCAGCAGACAGUUCGCCCCCCCGUCCUCGAUCUCGACGUCGACCACCGUCUUCUCGUACAUCCACACCCACACCCCCAACUUCCUCUACUGAUUCCCUUCUCCGCGACACGAUUCCUCCGAACCUGACCCUUCUCUUAGUAGGUGUCAACCCGGGCGUCAUGACAGGGGUGACCGGGUACGCCUACGCACACCCAUCGAACCUCUUCUGGAAAUUACUCCAUUCGUCCGGCAUUACGACGAUCCGACACCCGCCGUCAGACACGUAUCGACUGCCGGAGCUGUAUAACGUGGGAAACACGAAUAUCGUAGAACGUCCGACGCGGGAUGCCAGCAUGCUGAGCAAGGCGGAGAUGGACGCGGGGGUGCCCGUGCUGGAAGCGAAGGUGGCCUCACAGCGACCGGAGGCGGUAUGUCUGGUUGGAAAGAGUAUUUGGGAGGCAGUGUGGAGGGUGCGAAGGGGGAGAGCGAUCCGGAAAGAAGAGUUCCGAUACGGAUGGCAGGACGAGUCGGAGAAUAUGGGACAGACAGACGGGUGGAAAGGAGCGCCGGUGUUUGUAGCGACGACUACGAGUGGAUUGGCAGCUGGGAUGACCAUGGCACAGAAAGAAGCUGUAUGGAAUGAACUCGGAAAGUGGGUGGUUAGUAGACGAGAAGCGAUGAAAACACAAGAUGGUUUAGACCUCAACUUGACACAAUAG